Lottia gigantea (owl limpet) is the source of this 861-nucleotide messenger RNA. RefSeq lists its product as hypothetical. The coding region runs from base 1 to 861 and encodes 286 amino acids. Gene Ontology annotation, biological process: uridine catabolic process; nucleotide catabolic process. Gene Ontology annotation, molecular function: uridine phosphorylase activity. Gene Ontology annotation, cellular component: cytosol; cytoplasm. The transcript is spliced from 7 exons. The record is from RefSeq and is a predicted model, not a curated record. Lineage: Eukaryota; Metazoa; Mollusca; Gastropoda; Lottiidae.
AUGGAGUUGAAAACGAAUCCUCACAUCAAACUUAAUGCUGAUGAUUAUUUGUAUCAUCUGGAUCUUGAGACAAGUAAGCUGGAUUUUAAAAAAGAAUUCAACGAUGUGAAGUUUGUGUGCAUAGGGGGUUCACCAACGCGAAUGUUGAACUUUGCUAAAUUUAUGAGUAAGCAGUUGACCGGGAAUACAGAAGAGCCACGGAACUAUGCCAAGGGAACUGAUAGAUAUUGUUUAUAUAAGGCAGGACCAGUAUUAAUAGCUAAUCAUGGAAUCGGAACAGCAUCCUUAUCAGUGGUGCUGAAUGAGCUAUUCAAACUAUUAUUCUACGCUCAAUGUAGCAAUGUUAUUUUUCUCAGAUUAGGAACUUGUGGUGGAAUUGGUGUUGAGGGCGGCACUGUAGUAAUUACUGAUAAGGCAGUCAAUGGUGAACUAGAACCUAUAUUUUCUUACAUGAAGCUUGGUAAAAGAAUUAACUCACCUACUUAUGUAGAUUCUGAUUUAGUAAACGAAAUUUAUAACUGUUGCAAAGACAAUUUCAAUGUUGCUCGUGGUACAACAUGCUCAGUCGACUGUUUUUACGAAGCACAAGGAAGACUUGAUGGUGCUCUGUGUGAUUACUUUGAAAACGACAAGCAAGAUUUCAUCAAAAGACUUCAGGACAAGGGAGUUAUAAACAUGGAAAUGGAAGGGCUGGGUUUGUUUUCUUAUUGUCACAGAGCCGGCUUCAAAGCUGCCAUGAUAGCAGUAACGAUAGUCAACCGUUUAGUCGAAGAUGUACCAACAUCUGAGAUUGACGUUAUAAAAGAAUGGGAAGAAAGGCCAUUUAAAGUAGCUUUACAAUUUAUAAGAAGUAAACUCUAA